CCAUCUCCAGAGCAGCACCCCCACGACCACCGAGCCUACGCUCUCCAGUAGAGCCGCACCCGCACCCCUGUGCGCCCAGGCCGCUCCGGAGCCGCGCUGCGCUGCGCUGAUUCGCUGCCGCGGUGAUUGCGGCGCCGGCGACGCGCCCGCCCCUCGCACGCGCAGGCUGGUGCAGCCUCAGUGUGUCUGCAGCCGCGCGGCGACCGCGAGCCCAGCCGCUGCAGCCCGGGCAGGAACGCCUGAGUGCAAGCUCAGCGUCCCCGAGGAAGGCAACGGCGAGCUCCCGAAGCCUGCAAGAUGCAGGCCACUGCUGAUUCCACCAAGAUGGACUGUGUGUGGAGCAACUGGAAAAGUCAGGCCAUUGACCUGCUCUACUGGCGGGACAUCAAGCAGACGGGAAUAGUGUUUGGGAGUUUCCUGCUGCUGCUCUUCUCCCUGACCCAGUUCAGCGUUGUGAGUGUGGUGGCCUAUCUGGCUCUUGCUGCGCUCUCAGCCACCAUCAGUUUCCGCAUCUACAAGUCUGUUUUACAAGCUGUGCAGAAAACCGACGAGGGCCACCCUUUCAAGGCCUACCUGGAGCUCGAGAUCACCCUUUCUCAGGAGCAGAUUCAGAAGUAUACGGACUGCCUGCAGUUCUACGUGAACAACACACUUAAAGAGCUGAGGAGGCUUUUCCUUGUGCAGGACCUGGUGGAUUCCUUAAAAUUUGCAGUGCUGAUGUGGCUCCUGACUUACGUUGGCGCUCUCUUCAACGGUCUGACCCUGCUGCUCAUGGCUGUGGUUUCAAUGUUUACUCUACCUGUAGUGUAUGUUAAACACCAGGCACAGAUUGACCAAUAUCUGGGACUUGUGAGAACUCACAUAAAUGCAGUUGUGGCAAAGAUUCAGGCAAAAAUCCCAGGAGCUAAAAGGCACACUGAGUAAACAGAUAUCCCACCUGGGACUGGACACAAAGAGGAAUGUCUGGAGUGGUAACAGCUCUGUUCUUACACGUGACUGCAAAUUGUUUUCCCCCAUACCAUAAUCUUAGAGACACACUUUAAAACAGCUGUUUUUAGGCUGUUUCUGUACCCUUAGGAUGUUUGAGUCAUAUGUGUCAAGCACUAAAGUAUAGAGAAAAGUGUAUUAGAUGUGGUUUCUAUUUCAUGUUGCUAAAAAAAAAAAAGAAAAAAAAAGUGCAUGAUGGUGAGAGCCCAAGUUAUCUUUCCUUCUUUGGUGUUGUUCUCCUCUCUGCAAUGCUUCUGUAGCUUCUAACGUUCCCUGUGGCUAGGCCUUUCCUGAGUGCACUGACGCAAUAGUGGAAACUGCUUACAUGUCCCUGGGUUGCUGGUUGGAUUAAUCUUUAAUAACAAUAUAUAUAGCCUCGUAGACUGAUGUUUUAGUGUUUCUCCAACACACACAAUGUAAAAGUAAAAGCAGUCGACCGUACUCAUGGUAAUCAGUUUUGUAUAACUUAAAUAAAUAAAUGGAAAAACCCCAAACAAACACGCAGUACUUUUGUUGUAUGGGAUCAUGGGCUGACUUACAUGUAUGGUAACUGAAAGAGUACCAGCAUGUUAACUUUAUUACGAUUUGUAUUCCUUUCUCUGUAGUUCCUAAUGGACUUAAUCAUGGACUCUGGAUAUUUGCACUUAUGUACUUGAUACUGAAUGCAUAAAUAAAUGUUACUAAAUGUACAA
Molecule: messenger RNA, 1679 nt
Organism: Orycteropus afer afer
Lineage: Eukaryota; Metazoa; Chordata; Mammalia; Tubulidentata; Orycteropodidae
Gene: RTN1
Product: reticulon 1
Biological process (GO): neuron differentiation; endoplasmic reticulum tubular network formation; brain development
Cellular component (GO): postsynaptic density; neuron projection
Source: RefSeq, a predicted model, not a curated record